Tauraco erythrolophus (red-crested turaco) is the source of this 122-nucleotide messenger RNA. Lineage: Eukaryota; Metazoa; Chordata; Aves; Musophagiformes; Musophagidae. The record is from RefSeq and is a predicted model, not a curated record.
GUGUGAAUCGCCAUUUCCACAUGAUUUGUAUCCGAGAUAAAUUCAGCCAGAAUAUUGGACGGCAGAUCUCAUCCAAGGUGAUCUGGGACCACCUGAGCACCAUGUAUGAUAUGCAAGCGCUU